Messenger RNA from Rhodotorula toruloides NP11, 1761 nucleotides. RefSeq names its product Major Facilitator Superfamily protein. Gene Ontology annotation, molecular function: transmembrane transporter activity. Gene Ontology annotation, biological process: transmembrane transport. The transcript is spliced from 17 exons. NCBI's taxonomy places the organism in Eukaryota, Fungi, Basidiomycota, Microbotryomycetes, Sporidiobolales, Sporidiobolaceae. Bases 1 to 1761 code for a protein of 586 amino acids. The record is from RefSeq and is a predicted model, not a curated record.
AUGUCCUACGCUGCACACGGCGCUGCUAUCGCCCAUCACGACCUCGAAGCGGCCGAGAACACGGACCGGCGGCAUCCUCACGAGCACACCCACCAUGGCCAAGCGCGGCGCGAGGAGGACUUGUCGAGUACAGCGGUAGUGUGGGACGACCGGCUGCAGGAGUGGCGGUCGCAGGACGAGGCGGUUGAGGAGGACGAGGCAGACACCCGCUCGAGCGAGGGAACUGCUGUCGGGCCAACACCGACGGUCUCUGCGGAGGGGGAGAAGGCGCUUGAGCGACGAAGAGACUCUGGCGAAGGGCGCGAAAUCUUCCCGGUGGCUCCCGGGACGACUGGUACCUUGGGCGAGAAGGAGGGGAAGGAGGUCAUCUGGCUCGAGUGGGAGAAGGGCGACCCAGAGAACCCUUUCAACUGGAGCAAACGAAAGAAGUGGCAAACCACCCUCAUCGCAUGCCUCUUCACCCUCCUCGUCGCCUACGCCGGCACGGCCUUCGCGAUGGGCAGUGCGUCGAUGAUGCGAGAUCUCAACUGUUCUCACGAGGUCGCGACACUAGGGUUGUCGAUCUUCCCACUCGGUUUCGGUCUCGGUCCUCUCUUCGCAGCGCCGCUCAGCGAAGUAUACGGACGGUAUCCGAUGUAUGUCGUCUCGUCGCUCGUCUACCUCAUCUUCUUCAUCCCGACUGCGUACGGCCAGAACAUUCAAACAGUCGUUGUCGCGCGCUUCAUCGGCGGCCUCGCCGCAUCAGCCGGCUCGACCCUCGUCGGCGGAACCGUCGCCGACCUCUUCGAGACGCACGAGCGCGGUCUUCCCAUGAGCGUCUUCUCCAUCUGCGCUUUCGCCGGCACGGGUCUCGGACCCGCUGUGAGCGGUUAUAUUGAGCUGAAGAAGGGGUGGCGGUGGAUCGAGUGGGUGCAGAUGAUGUGCGCCGGCGUCCUCGUCGUCUUGAUCUUCCUCUUCACCCGCGAAACUCGCGGAUCAGUCAUCCUUUCCCGCCGCGCACACAAGUUGCGAAAACAGACAGGCGACGAGCGGUAUCAGUGCAGGAGCGAUGCGGAACGCGCGAGUCUGGCGGUGUUGAUGAAGGUUAGCAUGACGAGGCCGUUGUAUUUGCUUGGCACGGAGGCGAUCGUGUUCUUCUUCUCUCUUUGGGUCGGGUUCUCUUGGGGUUGCCUGUACCUCCUAGUCGAGGCCGUCCCGCUCAUCUUCGGCAACACCUACGGCUUCAACAUCGGCGAAGUCGGUCUCACCUUCUACUCGGUCGUUGUCGCAUCCAUCAUCGGUUUCGGCACCAAUUUCUACCAAGAACGUCUCUACCGCAAACACUUUGCCCGCCGCGGACCCGAAGCGCGCCUCUAUGCCUCCCUGAUCGGCGGCCUCGUCUUCCCCGCCGGCGCCUUCGCCCUUGCCUUCAGCCAGGGACGCGGACACUGGAUGGGUCCUGUUGUGGGACUCGUGUUGAUCUUCUCGGGCGUCUAUUCGAUUUAUCUGGCCGUGUUCAGUUAUCUCGCCGACUGUUACACAAUCUACGCAUCAAGCGCUCUGUCCGGACAGUCGCUCUGCCGGAAUCUGAUGGCCUUCGCGAUGCCGCUCUUCACGUCACAGAUGUACAACGGGCUGGGCUACCAGUGGGCGUCGUUCCUUGCGGGUUGCAUCGCGCUUGUGCUCGCUGCAACCCCUUGGAUCCUGUUCAAGUUUGGCCCGACCAUCCGCGCGAAGAGCAAGUUCGCGAAGGAACUCGCCCGGAUGCGCGGCGAGGCCUGA